AUGAAGAAAAAGAAAGAAGAGGAAAGAAGAAGGGGAAGAAGGAAGAAUAAAGAAAAAAGGGAAGAAGAGGAAGAAGAGGAAGAAGGGGAAGAAGGAGAAGAAGAGGAAGAAGGGGAAGAAGGGAAGAAGAGGAAGAAGAGGAAGAAGGGGAAGAAGGAGAAGAAGAGGAAGAAGGGGAGGAACAGGAAGAAGAGGAAGAAGGGGAAGAAGAGGAAUAAGGGGAAGAACAGGAAGAAGAGGAAGAAGGGGAAGAAGAGGAAGAAGAGGAGGAAGGGGAAGAAGGGGAAGAAGGGGAAGAAGAUGAAGUAA
This is a messenger RNA of Knipowitschia caucasica, 309 nucleotides long. The record is from the annotation of a GenBank genome assembly. NCBI's taxonomy places the organism in Eukaryota, Metazoa, Chordata, Actinopteri, Gobiiformes, Gobiidae.